AGCGUUUGAUCGAUGGGCCCAGCAAAGUGUCUGAAAAGGCGCACAGACCGCGGUGAAGUCGGUUUCAAGCUGGAUAUUAGCUUUACGUUGGACAUCCAGCGUAUGUCUUUGUUCCGACGUAGAUGUUCAAAUCCAAAGUAAAACUAACUUCACCGCGGUGCAAAGCGACGUUCACUCAACAGAAUAUUAGGUAAAGUGUGGAAUUUUGCAACACGACAAUAUAAAAGAUGGAGCAUAAUUGUAAACGACGUUUGACCUACCGUCAUGUCGCACAGCCCCAUGGUGGACUGUUAAAUCUGUCGGCACGUUGCUUGGUCCUAAACGUGGCUUGGCUUUAAUUGGAAUUCCUCUCAGGAUUAUGUGGACACAAACCAAAACACCUGAACCUGUUCCAACACCACCUAGCAUGAUCUGCCUCCACGUGCCCGGAGCCACGCCAGGCAUUCAGCUGGGUUUCAAAUCAUAGAAGACACUAACAAGAUUAUUAUCCGACCAGUGAGCACACGUUUGAUGUCAACUUUCCCAAGUUACUUGUGUUUUUGGCUCUCAGGAAAUAUUUAGGAUGUGCCAGGUUUUAACCCGUUUGUUGGGAAUUGGAAGUGGCAGUUUGGACAGUCUGAACGGAUCAGCUGACAGACCUGCAGGAGCUGCUGCUGCUCCCGAGCAGAAAGAAAAAAAGACGUAUUUCUGCUGAAGAGAGUGACGUGGAAACCGGGGAAGGUUCAAACCAUGUGAGAGGCUUCGGUCAACUCCUGGGUGACUUUGACCCUGAUGACACAGGCAGGACGGCGUCUGAGCGGCGAGUCGUCUGGACGAGACGGCGAGCCUCCGCUGAUCAAAGGCUGGAUUCCUUUCGUUGGAAAGGCUCUGGAGUUCGGAAGAGAUGCCCAUAAGUUUCUUGAAGACCAUAAGACCAAGUUUGGAGACAUUUUUACAGUCCGGAUAGCAGGUAAAUACAUGACCUUCAUCAUGGAUCCUUUACUGUAUCCAAACAUCAUCAAACAGGGCCGGCAGCUGGACUUCCACGAGUUCUCCAACCAGGUGGCGCCCUUCACCUUCGGCUACCCGCCCAUCAUCACCAGGAAGUUCCCCGGCCUGCGGGAGGAGAUCGGCCGCUCCUUCCAGCUCCUCCAGGGAGACGACCUCACGGCCCUGACAGAGAGCAUGAUGGGUAACCUCAUGCUGGUGUUUCGUCAGGACCACCUGGGUGAGAGGCCGGGGGAGGAUGGCGGCUGGAAGAACGGCUGCGUGUACGAGUUCUGCAACUCGGUCAUGUUCGAGGCCACCUUCCUCACCAUGUACGGCAGGCCGGCGAGCACCAGGCGCCACAGCGGCAUGGGCGUGCUGAGGGAGGACUUCGUCCGGUUUGACACCAUGUUUCCGCUGCUUAUCGCUCAGAUCCCCAUCUGGCUGCUGGGACAGACCAAGAUGAUCCGCGAGAAGCUGAUCAACGUCUUCCUGCCGCACAAGAUGAAGUGCUGGUCCAACACUUCACAGUUCAUCAAGAGACGAGCGGAGCUGUUUGAGCAGUACGACACAUUUAGGGACGUCGACAAAGCAGGUAAGACGUUUGAUCUGGUUACUGUUCAGUUUAUGGACAACACAAGUCCUCAACCCAGACCAAAGACUAGGUCUGCUGUGUGCUCUGUGGUCCAGGUCUGGUUCCGUGAGGCUACCAAAGCUUCUUGGUUAAGGUUCAGAAAAGAUGUUGCUCGCAGUUAAAGGACACUGACUCUG
Micropterus dolomieu (smallmouth bass) is the source of this 1737-nucleotide messenger RNA. It is a transcript of the gene cyp7b1, whose product is annotated as cytochrome P450 7B1. The record is from RefSeq and is a predicted model, not a curated record. Gene Ontology annotation, molecular function: steroid hydroxylase activity; heme binding; oxidoreductase activity, acting on paired donors, with incorporation or reduction of molecular oxygen. The transcript is spliced from 5 exons. NCBI's taxonomy places the organism in Eukaryota, Metazoa, Chordata, Actinopteri, Centrarchiformes, Centrarchidae. Gene Ontology annotation, biological process: bile acid biosynthetic process; cholesterol homeostasis. The coding region runs from base 772 to 1722 and encodes 316 amino acids.